UUAAAACAAAAGUUUGCAUACAAAAAAAAAAAAGAUCACCAACUGAGAAGUCAGUAGUACCAGUCAUUAUUACAAAUUUCAAACGUCAAAGAACAAACUUAUUUAUUAAGUUCACUAUAUAAAUACAUAGACAAUGGAUUUAACCAUAGGAGAAAGAUAUCGACUAGCCAUUAAUCGAUUUAGAAGUCUUAGAAAUUUACCAAUAAGAAAGGAUUCUACUGAAUUCCAAACUAAAUUACUUUCAUUACUUAAAGAAUUUCAACUUAUAAAAUUGAUUAUUAAUCAAUUGGCACUCUUUAGUGAAAAUGAAUCGAUUAAAGAAGUAAAUACCAAUUAUAUUCCAUUCUUUAAUGUUGAUUUUUAUAUUGGUAAUUUAUUCCAAGAUAGUUUUGUAAAUAAUUCUAUACCAAAUAUAAUUGAUCCAUUAGAAUAUAAAGUUGAAAAUUUGAAGUCUGCGAAACAAAGUUUGGUAGAUUAUUUACAAUUACUUGAAAGUUAUAAAAUAUUGAGUAAACAUCAAGAAUUAAAGUUGGGUGCGUAUUCAAAUGACAAGAGAGCAAAUAUUAUGGAUAUACCGUCUUCAAAUCCUGUUUCUAAACGUCAAGAAAAGAUUGAGAAUUUUAAAUUAGAACAAGAAUUGAAAAAGAAAUUAACUAUAUUAGAUGAAUAUUAUGAUAAAGCUGAUAAAGUAGAAGAAAAAGAAAAACAAGAAGAAGAUUCAAUAUUUGAAAAAUUCGAUGAAGAUAUAGUUAAACAAAUUUAUUUAGAUCAAAUAACUUUAUUUACUAUACAUGCAUUUAAUAAUCUUGAAUCAAUAACUAUGGAACUUGGUGUUUUACUGAAUAGGAAACCUUCAUUACCAAAACCUCAUAAUGAACAACAACAAAAAUCGCGAUCAGAUAAAAAUGAUGAUGAUGAUGAAUUUGGGUUUACUACUAGAUUAGAAACAGUACCAUUUUCAAAACCUGACAUUAAUCAACUUAUUUCCAAACAGGGGAAAAUCCUUCAACCAUUUACUAUUACAUCUAAUCGUCAAAAACUUAAGGAUAAAGUAUUUGGUACGGGUCAAGUCUUACCUUCAAUGACCGUAGAAGAAUAUUUAGAUUAUGAAUUAGCUAAUGGGAAAAUGAUGAAAGAAGAAGUUAAAGAUUCUAAUAAAAAUGAUGAUGAUACCGAUAAUUCUGAUGAUGAAUUAGAGAAACGAAGAUGGGAUGAUUGGAAAGACGAUCACCCGAAGGGGGCAGGAAAUAUGAAGGCCAAUAUAGGUUAAAUAUGUAUGUAUAUAUGUAUAUAUAUAUAUAUAGUAAU
Scheffersomyces amazonensis is the source of this 1308-nucleotide messenger RNA. RefSeq lists its product as uncharacterized. Gene Ontology annotation, biological process: regulation of dephosphorylation; regulation of signal transduction. The record is from RefSeq and is a predicted model, not a curated record. Gene Ontology annotation, molecular function: protein phosphatase 2A binding. Gene Ontology annotation, cellular component: cytosol. The coding region runs from base 134 to 1270 and encodes 378 amino acids. The transcript has a single exon. NCBI's taxonomy places the organism in Eukaryota, Fungi, Ascomycota, Pichiomycetes, Serinales, Debaryomycetaceae.